Exophiala xenobiotica is the source of this 739-nucleotide messenger RNA. RefSeq lists its product as uncharacterized. Bases 168 to 554 code for a protein of 128 amino acids. NCBI's taxonomy places the organism in Eukaryota, Fungi, Ascomycota, Eurotiomycetes, Chaetothyriales, Herpotrichiellaceae. The record is from RefSeq and is a predicted model, not a curated record. The transcript has a single exon.
CUACAGGCUGCCGAUGUUAGUUCUUCCAUAUGUGGACAUAUAUAACGGAAGGUGCCUGGUAAGUCAGUGGCAUCUCUUCUUAUACGAUUGAUACACCUCAACCUCCAUGAGUGGCAUUGCCCUACAGCUUGAAUUUCGAACUACGAAAACAUAUCCAGGUGGACCAAAUGGCAGCGCUUUCGUCGUUCUUUAAAGUGGGCUCUGCUUUUGCCCUAAUCACCGGUACCUCGGACGUUCUCUUGGGCGUCGGAAUAGUAGAGCGCACCACUGGCGUCUCGUUUCCUGUCAAUUCUGCUGCAGCAGUGUUUGCCGACAGCCAGAUUCGGUUUCUUGGUGGGAUGUGGGCAGGCUGGGGAGCGAUGCUCUGGUGGGCAAGCAAUGACCUCCGCACUCGACGCGUUCCGUUGGCAAUUCUUGGAGCUGUCAUGGUCCUUUCUGGGAUUGGAAGAUCAAUUUCUGGAGUACUCCAUGGGUUCGGCUCUGGUUUGGUAGUAGGAGCCACGGCGGUGGAGCUGGUAGUGCCGCCCGUUAUCUGGAUUUUUGGAAGAUGGUGAGGCCUGGGAGCGACAAGACGGAUACCUAUGUGAGAUCUCACACUGACACAUGUUACCUACACCUUUACAUGGGAACAUUUGCGGCUGGGCCACCACGAUGAUGGAUCGACGGAUUCGUUCUUGGAAUGCGUCAUGCCUGUACAUCUCAACUCUCUCUUCUCUGUAUGAUUUGACUUCGUUGUAAA